GAGCUUCUGAAAGCUUGACAGCGAGCUGGGCACAGUGCCGUUAAAAUAGUUGCCCAUGAGGUCCCUGCAGGGCAGGUCGAAGAGGAGAGGGGGCCGGAGGAGGGACACAGGGAAGGAGGCAGAGAAGGCAGAGGAGGAGGAGGAGGAGGAGGAGGAGGAGGAGGAGGAGGAGGAGGAGGAGGAGGAGGAGGAGGAGGAGGAGGAGGAGGAGGAGGAGGAGGAGGAGGAGGAGGAGGAGGAGGAGGAGGAGGAGGAGGGGAUCAGCGAGUCUGAAAGGGUGGUUUUGAGAACUCUCAAAAACACCCUGCAAAAUCAAUGAGGAGGGAGACAGGGACGGAG
This is a messenger RNA of Closterium sp. NIES-67, 339 nucleotides long. The record is from the annotation of a GenBank genome assembly. NCBI's taxonomy places the organism in Eukaryota, Viridiplantae, Streptophyta, Zygnematophyceae, Desmidiales, Closteriaceae.